AUGAAAACGCAUAUUCAAUGGCACGCUGUGGCUUUCAUACUUUCUGAAAUCUGCUGGCGUCCGCCAAGCCCUGAAUGUGAUCGGGGGUGGGAGUAUGUAAGCAUGGUUUACGAUGUAUGGAAAAUAAAAGAGCCUGAGAAACAGGGCACGCUAUGGCGACCGAUUAAUCGGCUUAUGGCCAAGGCCCGAUAUGUACGCGAGAUGCAAAGGCUUUCCAGUGCGGUACCAUUGGGGAACGUGUUUCAAGAAAAGCGAAUGCAGAGCACCUCGAUUAAUGGUAAUUCAGAAGACUUUCUAGCUACAAAUGGUGUCUUUGAGGAGAUAGGCAUGGACAAUAUGCAAAGUGUGUUGGGUCUGGAAUCCCUAUAUCCGUCUAUGGAACUUUUCCCUGAUAAUUUUGGGAUGAAUCCUUUUGGAAUAGAUUAG
This is a messenger RNA of Talaromyces amestolkiae, 426 nucleotides long. RefSeq lists its product as uncharacterized. The transcript is spliced from 2 exons. The record is from RefSeq and is a predicted model, not a curated record. Bases 1 to 426 code for a protein of 141 amino acids. NCBI's taxonomy places the organism in Eukaryota, Fungi, Ascomycota, Eurotiomycetes, Eurotiales, Trichocomaceae.